CUGGAUAAUGGAUUAACGCAUCAGACAGAUAGCAAAAAACGCACUGCAUACUAUGAACUCCAGAUGUCAAUGUAUUGGAAGAAAACACCCACCCACCCACGAUGGAAUGACUCACAGUUUAAAGUAGUUGAAUAAGCAAGCGCCGGUGCGGACGGGAAGAUUCUGCGUGGGGUAUUUAACUUCUUUCUGGUACUUAGAACUCUCGCAACUGUGUUUUUUAUGGGGAAGAGAAGUGUUGAGCACGAACCGCCAUACGGACUGACAGUUGCUGCGCGAGGCGCUGGUGCCAGAUAUGGAUAGCGCGCGGGAUACCUCUGGACGCUGAUGCGCAUCUUCAUAAAGUGCGACACUUCGAGACUGACGAGGCCUAAAACUUCAUUUGUCCAGUGUCAAGGUUGCUGACAAACGGAGGUAGAGCAGGAGGAAGCCGCUUCUUCCAAGCCAACAAGCUCAUUUAGGGAGAAUAGUUUAAGAAAAGCCUCCAAAGUACUUUUACAAAUCUUCACAGGAAGCUUUGAAGUAGAGAAGAUGCGUCAAGAGGUCGCGAGGAGAUUUCACAUGCUGCUCGUGAUUUGGUCGAUACUUCUCGUUAGUUUGGGGACCGGGUUUCCUACCAGACACAAGAAUGCUGCCCACAAGGGUCAUGGCCAUCCGAUUCACAGCUCUGGGGUCCAAUAUGUCCCUGAGGCUUUGGAGCAGCAGAACCAGGUCCAGAGUCUCCUGCCUGAGCCCCACAGCCACCAGAGAAGGUGGUCUCACCCCCAGCAUCGCUCUGUUGGUGUUCUUCCACAGCCUGAGCCCGAGGAGGAGACAAAACCAUUCAUCCUGGAUCUCAAGAACUUUCCAGACCUGGCCAAUGCUGACAUCAACUCACAGAACCCCAACAUACAGGUAACCAUUGAAGUGGUGGACGACCCCCAGAUGGAAGUAGAGAUGGAUCUGGCCAAGGAAAAAGAAUGGCUACCCUCCUCUUCCUCCUCACCCUCUUCCACAGUGGAUUGGCUCGGAGGCAAGAAGCUUUUCUGGCCUCUUUUCUGGAGUUACACCGACGCCGACUCCAGCGAGGACAGCAACAGCCGGUCAGGCGUGGAUGAAACUGGCGAGGAAGAGGAAGAGGAGGAGGAGGAGGAUUACUCUUUGGAUUACGGCAGCGAAGAACCCUUACCCAGCGGAGUGGGCGGAGACUGGGAUACACGUUGGAACGAAGGCUGGGAUCCAAUGCAGAGCUACUAUGAGAAGGAAACAGAUGAGUGGACUCCCUGGUCUCCCUGUUCAGUGACAUGUGGAAACGGUGAGAGGAAGAGGACCAAGUCCUGUGGCUACUCCUGCACUCUGACAGAAGCCUCUAAGUGUGACCUGGAGCCUUGUCCUGGUGAUGUCAACACAGUGGUAGAGCCUUUCCCUUUCGAGAUGGAGAAUGGCACAGAACCAUUUGGGACAGAUGUGGACAGCUGUGAGAAGUGGCUCAACUGUAAGAGUGAGUUCCUCCAGAGGUACCUCCACCAGGUGUUGUCUGAGCUGCCCAGCUGCCCCUGCUCCUUCCCCUCUGAAGUGGCGUACACUGUGGUCAGCGUCUACGAUGAGAAUCAUGGCCGGCAGUUCCGCUGGCGUGAUGCCAGUGGCCCCAAGGAGCGCAUGGACAUCUACAAGCCAUCAGCGCGUAGCUGUAUUCGCUCUGCACUUUCCAGCGACUCAUCUACUCUUGCAGCGCAGCACUGUUGUUACGGCGAUCGUGGGCGGCUGAUCACGCGGGGGAAAGGCGCAGGCACGCCUAACCUGAUCAGCACGGAGUUCUCACCUGAGCUGCACUUCAAAGUGGACGUGCUGCCUUGGAUCCUGUGCAAGGGAGACUGGAGUCGCUUCCAUGCGGUGCGGCCACCAAAUAAUGGAUUGAGCUGCCCAGAAAACCCCCAUGAAGAUGUGUUCAUGAAUGAACUGGAAGAGGCCAGGGAGUACUGAGGGACCACAGCCAAAACUACCACUUCACUCAGAGAGUCAGAGGGCCCAAUCCUAAUUUGAAAGGAGACUGCCUACUUUAAAAGUCAUGAAAUAUUACAUCUAAACCAUGCAUCAUGCAUUCACCAUGCAUUGACUCAGAGGAAAUGCACAUUUGUGAUUGGGAGAUAUGUGGGGUUUAGGUAUGACGGUGAAGUGUGGCUGUCUCAAGUUAGGAUUUGGCACAGUGUCCUGAUAUCAGGCUCAAUGGAACUGAGCAGAAUUACAAGAAUGGAAAAUAAAAUGCAGUGUUAUCCCAUCGCUUGCCAACCUGUUCUACAUUUGGCAUAACAUCAAGCUCUCUCUCUCUCCUUAUAUUCACUGCACUCUCCUGGGUGUGUGUUUGCAUGAUGUCUACCUACUGGCUUUUUUUUGAUAAUGUCCUGGAGUGCUUGUGAUUGACAAUUAGCAACAAUUGGUAAACAUCCUGAUCAUGCUUCUUGUAGGUUUUACUUUAGGAAAUGUAUGAAUGUGGGUUGGCUAUAGUUGAUGAAACUAACAGAUGCAUGGGAAGAGUCCAACAGAUGAAUAUCCCAACUAUGCUGCUACAAUAUGAAAUCCAUCAGGUUUUUACAAAGCUAUUAAGGGGAACUAGACAACGGGACAUCAGUAAACCCAAAAGAUCCCACAUGCAUUCACAGUAAUGUACAUUUCAGCCAUUCUUUUGGGACACUAAAUUAUGAGAAAAGCCCAGUCGCAGUAACGGUACGAGAACAUUUCAAAUGUUUUGUCACACAGAUUGUUUUCAUUCGUUUCCUUACAAUUUCACAGCUGGGAAGAUAUAUGAUCUGGGUGCCAAAGAGUUAAAAAUCAGACUUUUGGUGCCUGUGUAAAUGUAGCCUCCUAAGUCUCUACGGUGCAAAUGUAGGAACACAUUUAGUUCUACAGUGAUUGCGCUCAUCUCUACAAUGUUCUCAGGGGGACUAACUGACCAUGAUAAACACAUUUGUUCAUUUACCUCGACAGCGGUAAGUGUAAUAGGAUAAAAAAUUAGUAGGAGGGUAUCGGAUGUCUAAUCCAGAUUGUAAUUGAUGAACAGAUAAUGCUUUUUGUGCAGUUUCAGAAAGCAGUUGGAACCCUUAUAAUUGAAUAGCUGUUGAUGCAUUGUGUGUGAUAGAAAGAUGUCAUUGCUGCUUAAGCUGUUGGCUUAGGGUCUUUGGGUUUAUGUACAGAACUUGAUUGGAUAGAAAGGACAUUCCUACAAAAAUAAACAUUCCUGAGAGGUCAUGCAAUUGGAGCCUUUAUCUGGGCUAAAAUAGAGUACAGGUAAAGGCCACAAGGAAGUAGUCACCAUAAGGUAUAAUGUGGAUUAAUUAUCAGAAUAGUCUUUAGCCUUGCAGCAGUAGCUGUGUUAAAACUCUGCACCUCACUCAAAAUACAGUGGCAGUAAUCUUAAAUGUAUUAAGAAAUACCUUAAAACUCCAGGAAUUGCCCUUUCUAUCCACUCUAUUUCUAUGGAUGUUCGCUCCAAACCUUUUUUCAGGACGUCUGCUUCCAGAUGUGUACAUGCAAACAUGCAUUUACAUUUUGGAAUCACCGAUUUUAAGGGAAGGCACUUUAUUUAAGAUAUUUUUAAAUAUAUAUAUAGAUAUACAUAUAAAUAAAUAUAUAUAUAUAUAUAUAUAUAUAUAUAUAAAAGAUAUAUCAAAAUGUACUCAUGUUUGCCAUUUGUUGAUGAUAGUGUUAUUGUGAAGGGAAACUCGCCAGAAAUGCUGCAUUGUUCUCUGAAAGUGCAUAUAUUAAGUGUUCUGUUGAGGAAAGCAUGAUCUUUUUUGUGAUUUCUGAAUCUAGUAUUACAUAUAUGGUGUUGUACAGUAUUUAUUUGUCUGUUCUCUCUUUUUUUAAGUUUGCUGAAGCUUUGAAAUGUCUCUAUACUCAACAUGGUGCACUAAUCUGACUGAGAAAUGAAGGCACCCAUUGUCAAAAGGGAAACCCACUUGCCUCAUAUCACUUCAUACAGCAACAUCAAGUGUCUGUGUUUCAUUUUGCUUUGUACUGCAGUGCUCUAUGAAUAUGUCGUUGCAAUUACGCUGGAGAAAUAUAUAAAGACCUUGCAUUCAU
This is a messenger RNA of Cottoperca gobio, 4056 nucleotides long. It is a transcript of the gene ism2b, whose product is annotated as isthmin 2b. The transcript is spliced from 6 exons. The record is from RefSeq and is a predicted model, not a curated record. Bases 529 to 1959 code for a protein of 476 amino acids. Lineage: Eukaryota; Metazoa; Chordata; Actinopteri; Perciformes; Bovichtidae.